AUGUCUCAAAGCAUUUAUCAAAACUUAAGCUGUGACAAGCCCAGUAUCCAUGCUGAUUCAUCGAAGCCGGACAACCAAUUGGAGAUAUGGUUUUCAAACGUGGGAUAUUCUAUCGUGGUUGUACUCGAGUAUCUCUCGCCCAUACCUUUUCAAGCUGGUGGUGAUAAGCCGUCGGUAAACGCAGACUUGGAUAUCUAA
Sclerotinia sclerotiorum 1980 UF-70 is the source of this 198-nucleotide messenger RNA. RefSeq lists its product with no specific name. Lineage: Eukaryota; Fungi; Ascomycota; Leotiomycetes; Helotiales; Sclerotiniaceae. The transcript is spliced from 2 exons. The record is from RefSeq and is a predicted model, not a curated record. Bases 1 to 198 code for a protein of 65 amino acids.